AUAGUCAGCACCCCUCUGGCAUAAGAUGCACAUUUUUCUGCUGGGAAUGGGAUGUUCUUGAGUUCUUACAAGUUCAUGAAGAGACCCAUGUGUGGUGCUAUUGAGAAAUUUAUUGGGAAAUUUAAAGACAUUUCAAAUAACAGGUUGUUUUGGUUUCUGAAGUAAAAGUGAGGAGGCACUCUGUUUUGUGCAAGGAGGAAGGACUCAGGCCAGAAAACUUGUAUGCUAUGGUUAACUGGUUCCCAGCUUCCGAGAAUGUUGUUUUCCAUGGUAUAAAACUUACUCAGCAUCAGGAUAAGGGAUAACGACUCUAUGGAUAUACAGAAUCCUUCACCAUGGUAAAACUCGCUAACCCGCUGUAUACGGAGUGGAUUUUGGAGGCCAUCAAAAAAGUGAAGAAGCAAAAACAGCGUCCUUCAGAAGAAAGGAUAUGCAAUGCAGUGUCUUCAUCCCAUGGCUUGGAUCGUAAAACUGUUUUAGAACAAUUGGAGUUGAGUGUUAAAGAUGGAACAAUUUUAAAAGUCUCAAAUAAAGGACUCAAUUCCUAUAAAGAUCCUGAUAAUCCUGGGCGAAUAGCACUUCCUAAACCCCGAAACCAUGGAAAAUUGGAUAAUAAACAAAACGUAGAUGGAAAUAAACUGAUCAAGCGGGCAGUUGAGGGCUUGGCAGAGUAGGGCUCAACUUUGAAAAGCAUUGAACGUUUGAAAGGUCAGAAGGAUGUGUCUGCAUUAUUUGGAGGCAGCGCUGCCUCUGGCUUUCACCAGCAGUUACGAUUGGCUAUUAAACGAGCCGUUGGCCACGGCAGACUCCUUAAAGAUGGACCUCUUUAUCGGCUCAACACUAAAGCAACCAGUGUGGAUGGGAAAGAGAGUUGUGAGUCUCUUUUCUUACCUCCAGUGUCACUCCUUCCACAUGAAAAGGAUAAGCCUGUUGCUGAAACCAUCCCCAUCUGUAGUUUCCUGUCUUGGUACAAAAAGACAAAACCGACGAAAAGACCACCCGAAGAACUCAGCUCUGCUGCCGACUGUGGCAACAGUGGUCAUCCAUCCUGUUUAAAGUUUUCCCCUGAAUUAACGGUUAGAGUGAAGGCCUUACGGUGGCAGUGCAUUGAGUGUAAAACGUGCAGCUCCUGUCGAGAUCAAGGCAAGAAUGCAGAUAAUAUGCUCUUUUGUGAUUCCUGUGACCGAGGUUUUCACAUGGAGUGUUGUGAUCCGCCACUCACCCGGAUGCCAAAAGGUAUGUGGAUAUGUCAAAUAUGUCGACCUAGGAAAAAAGGACGAAAACUUCUACAGAAGAAGGCGGCACAGAUAAAACGGCGCUAUGCUAACCCAAUAGGACGUCCAAAACAGGUUAAAGAAACAAACACGGUAUCAAAAGGUCCCUUCAGCAAAGUUCGAACUGGUCCUGGAAGGGGUCGUAAACGUAAAAUCACUCUCUCCAGCCAAUCAGCAUCGUCAUGAAGAGGAUAUUUAGAGCGAAUAGAUGGCUUGGACUUCUGCAGAGAUAGCAGUCACCCCUUGAAGUUCAACAAGAAAACCAAAGGGCUCAUUGAUGGCCUUACCAAAUUCUUCACCCCUUCCCCUGAUGGGCGGAAACCUCGAGGGGAAGUGGUAGAUUACUCUGAGCAAUAUAGAAUCAGGAAAAAGGGCAACAGAAAAUCAAGCACUUCAGAUUGGCCCACAGACAAUCAGGAUGGCUGGGAUGGCAAACAAGAAAGUGAGGAACGGCUUUUUGGGAGCCAGGAAAUCAUGACUGAGAAAGAUAUGGAAUUAUUUCGUGAUAUCCAAGAACAAGCACUGCAGAAAGUGGAGUUGACUGGUCCCCCUGAUCCACAAGUUCGCUGUCCCUCUGUCAUUGAGUUUGGGAAGUAUGAAAUUCACAUGUACUCCUCCCCAUAUCCUCAAGAAUACUCAAGGCUGCCUAAAUUAUAUCUUUGUGAAUUCUGUCUAAAAUACAUGAAAAGUAGAACUAUUCUCCAGCAGCACAUGAAGAAAUGUGGUUGGUUCCAUCCUCCUGCCAAUGAGAUUUACAGAAAAAAUAAUAUUUCUGUCUUUGAGGUUGAUGGGAAUGUGAGUACCAUUUAUUGUCAGAACCUAUGUCUCUUGGCAAAGUUGUUUCUUGACCACAAAACACUCUAUUAUGACGUGGAGCCAUUUCUUUUUUAUGUACUAACACAGAAUGAUGUCAAGGGCUGCCACCUUGUUGGCUACUUUUCUAAAGAAAAGCACUGCCAGCAGAAGUACAACGUUUCCUGCAUAAUGAUUCUUCCCCAGUACCAGCGUAAGGGCUAUGGCAGGUUUCUCAUCGAUUUCAGUUAUUUGUUAUCAAAGCGUGAAGGCCAAGCAGGGUCUCCAGAGAAACCAUUAUCCGAUCUAGGUCGUCUUUCCUACAUGGCUUAUUGGAAAAGUGUAAUAUUGGAGUGCCUUUAUCACCAAAAUGACAAGCAAAUCAGCAUUAAGAAGUUAAGCAAGUUGACAGGUAUCUGUCCUCAAGACAUUACUUCCACACUCCACCACCUACGAAUGCUGGACUUCCGUAGUGAUCAAUUUGUGAUAAUCCGCCGGGAAAAACUUAUCCAGGAUCACAUGGCAAAGCUUCAGCUGAAUUUGCGGCCUGUAGAUGUAGAUCCAGAAUGUUUGCGCUGGACCCCUGUCAUAGUCUCCAAUUCUGUGGUCUCAGAGGAGGAAGAAGAGGAGGCUGAGGAAGGAGAAAACGAAGAGCCGCAGUGCCAGGAAAGAGAAUUAGAGACAAGUGUGGGAAAGUCUGCAUCUCGGGAGAACAAAGAACAAGAUUCUUACUCUUCGGUAGAAAGUGAAAAGAAACCAGAAGUUAUGGCACCAGCUAGUUCUACGCGUCUGAACAAGCAAGUCCUUCCCCGUGAUAGUCUUCCUGCAAACAAUCAGCCAUCUCGGAGAGGCCGCUGGGGAAGGAAAAACAGAAAAACCCAGGAACGUUUUGGUGAUAAAGAUUCUAAACUGCUCUUGGAAGAGACAUCAGCUCCUCAGGAACAAUAUGGAGAAUGUGAGGAAAAAUCAGAAACCUCCCAAGAACAAUACACUGAAAGUGAGGACCAGUCAGCAGCCUCUCAGGAGCAGCCCAGCCAGGAUGGGAAGCCAGACAUUCCCAAAAGAAGACUAAGUGAGGGGGUUGAGCUCUGGCGAGGACAGCUAAAGAAGAGCCCAGAGGCACUGAAGUGUAGAUUACCAGAAGGCAAUGAGAGGCUGCCCCGUCGCUAUAGUGACGGUGACAGGGCUCUCCUCAGAGGCUUCAGUGAGAGUAGUGAGGAAGAAGAAGAGCCCGAAAGUCCUCGGUCCAGCUCCCCACCAAUUCUUACGAAGCCCACACUGAAGAGAAAGAAACCAAUUCUUCACCGAAGAAGGAGAAUCCGAAAGCGCAAACACCACAACAGCAGCGUGGUCACAGAAACGAUUUCUGAGACUACAGAGGUAUUGGAUGAACCUUUUGAAGACUCUGACUCCGAGAGGCCGAUGCCACGAUUAGAACCCACGUUUGAGAUUGAUGAGGAAGAAGAGGAAGAGGAUGAAAAUGAACUCUUUUCUAGAGGAUACUUCCAUCGUUUGUCCUCACAGGAUGUGCUCAGGUGUCGAUCCUCUUCUAAGAGGAAGUCUAAAGAUGAAGAUGAUGAAGAAGAGUCCGAUGACGCUGAUGACACUCCUGUUCUAAAGCCAGUAUCUCUCUUGAGAAAAUGUGAUGUGAAGGAUUCUCAGCUUGAGCCAGAUACGUCCACACCUAUGAAAAAGAAAAAGGGAUGGCCCAAAGGCAAGAGCCGCAAACCAAUCCACUGGAAGAAAAGACCUGGUCGCAAACCAGGAUUUAAGUUGAAUCGGGAAAUCCUACCCGUUUCUACCCAAGAAUGCAUUGUUGAGCCCACCGUUCCCAUUCCUAAACCGGGACGGAAACCCAAACUUCAAGAGAAUGAAGAGACUGUUGAACCAAAAGAAGACUUGCCUUUAACGGAAGAAAGGAAGGAUGAGGAGGAGAUGCACGUGGAAGCAGAAGAGGUUGAAGAGGGAGAAGAAGAAGAUACAACCAGCAGUGAAGUUAGAGCGGCGUCUCCAGUGGAUAGCAACAGUCCCGAGACUGAAACGAAAGAACCCGAAAUAGAAGAAGAGGAAGAGAAGCCCCGUGUCUCAGAAGAGCAGCGGCAGUCAGAGGAGGAGCAGCAAGAGCUGGAAGAACAGGAGCAAGAGGAAGAGGAUGAGGUGGCUGUAGAGACAAACCAGAAUGAAGACCAUGAUGCAGAUGAUGAAGACGACGGCCAUCUGGAAUCUACGAAGAAAAAAGAGCUAGAGGAGCAGCCCGUUAGAGAAGAUGUCAAAGAGGAGCCUGGUGGCCAGGAGUCUUUUUUAGAUACUAAUAUGCAGAGCAGUAGGGAGAAUAUAAAGGAUAAAGAUGAAACAGAACCAGAUUCUGAAGAGGAACAGACUUCCCACGAAACAUCCAUGGUAUCAGAGCACAUGCCAGGGUCUGAGGACGAUCAUGAAGAAGAUUCAAACUCUAAAGAAGAAUUAAUUGAGCUAAAAGAGGAGGAAGAGAUUCCUCACAGUGAACUGGAUCUGGAAACUGUGCAAGCAGUGCAGUCUUUGACUCAAGAAGAAAGCAACGAGCAUGAGGGAGCCUACCAGGACUGCGAAGAAACUCUGGCCGCGUGUCAGACCCUGCAGAGCUACACCCAGGCCGAUGAAGACCCUCAGAUGUCGAUGGUGGAAGACUGCCACGCUUCAGAACAUAAUAGCCCGAUAUCUUCUGUUCAGUCUCAUCCCAGCCAAUCGGUCCGUUCAGUCAGUAGUCCCAACGUGCCUGCCCUUGAAAGCGGUUACACCCAGAUCAGCCCGGAGCAAGGAUCCCUGUCCGCACCCUCUAUGCAGAACAUGGAGACCAGCCCCAUGAUGGAUGUGCCUUCCGUAUCAGACCACUCUCAGCAGGUGGUGGACAGUGGCUUCAGUGACCUGGGCAGCAUUGAGAGCACCACAGAAAACUAUGAGAACCCCAGCAGUUACGAUUCUACGAUGGGUGGCAGCAUUUGUGGGACUAACUCUUCCCAGAGCAGCUGCUCCUAUGGUGGGUUGUCCUCCUCCAGCAGCCUCACCCAGAACAGUUGUGUUGUCACUCAGCAAAUGGCAAACAUGGGCAACAGCUGCAGCAUGAUGCAGCAGAACAACGUCCAGCCUGCUGCUGCCAACUGCAACAUCAAGUCACCUCAGAGUUGUGUGGUGGAGAGGCCUCCCAGUAACCAGCAGCCGCCGCCCCCACCACCGCAGCAGCAGCAACAGCAGCAGCAGCAGCAGCAGCAGCAGCAGCAGCAGCAACCAGCACCACAGCCUCCGCCGCCCCAGCAGCAGCAGCAACAGCCACCGGCGCCACCACCACCUCAGCCCCAGCAGCCUCAGCCCCCGCCCCCGCCCCAGCAGCAGCCCCCCCUGUCACAGUGUAGUAUGAAUAACAGUUUCACUCCAGCGCCUAUGAUCAUGGAGAUACCGGAAUCUGGAAGCACUGGGAACAUAAGUAUUUAUGAGAGGAUUCCAGGGGACUUUGGUGCCGGCAGCUACUCUCAACCGUCAGCCACCUUCAGUCUAGCCAAGUUGCAGCAGCUGACUAACACCAUUAUGGACCCUCAUGCCAUGCCUUAUAGCCAUUCUCCUGCUGUGACUUCCUAUGCAACCAGUGUUUCUUUGUCUAAUACAGGACUGGCUCAGCUAGCUCCGUCUCAUCCAUUAGCUGGGACCCCUCAAGCACAAGCCACCAUGACGCCGCCCCCAAACUUGGCAUCCACCACCAUGAACCUCACGUCACCUCUGCUACAGUGCAACAUGUCUGCCACCAACAUCGGCAUUCCUCACACUCAGAGGUUGCAAGGGCAGAUGCCAGUGAAGGGGCACAUUUCCAUCCGCUCCAAGUCCGCGCCACUGCCCUCUGCAGCUGCCCACCAGCAGCAGCUGUAUGGCCGCAGCCCACCAGCGGUUGCCAUGCAGGCUGGCCCUCGUGCAUUGGCUGUUCAGCGUGGCAUGAACAUGGGGGUUAAUUUGAUGCCGACCCCUGCCUAUAAUGUCAAUUCCAUGAAUAUGAACACCUUGAAUGCCAUGAACAGCUAUCGAAUGACGCAGCCCAUGAUGAACAGCAGUUACCAUAGUAACCCUGCCUACAUGAACCAGACAGCACAGUAUCCUAUGCAGAUGCAGAUGGGGAUGAUGGGGAGCCAGGCCUAUACCCAGCAGCCUAUGCAGCCAAACCCUCAUGGAAACAUGAUGUACACUGGCCCCUCCCAUCACAGCUACAUGAACGCUGCUGGUGUGCCCAAGCAGUCACUCAAUGGACCUUACAUGAGAAGAUGAGCAAGAUGAACUUGCAAUUAAAAACUUAAAUAUAUAUAAAUAAAGGAACCUUUUAUACUGACAAACCAGAGAAAAAUGGACCUUUUUCCAGUUAAAAUAUUGCUGUAGAUUUAGAGGAAUUUUUCUUUGGUUUAUUUUAUUUUUUAGAAAACCUGGUCUUCUCUUUUUUUUUUUUUUUUUGGGUUCAUUUUGUUCUGGGUUUUGGUUUUCUUCAUAAUCUUGAACAUUUUACAAUAGAACUCAUCUAAAAAUGGAUUUGGGGAUAGGGGAAACAUGCACAAAAAUCUUUUCAUAAUUAAAAAGAGCCUUACUUUCUUUACAUACCACAUGGACAGAAUUUGUGUAAAAGUGAAUUAUCUUUAUUUUAUUUUAAAAUGUAUGUUUCCCCUCACUGUUUGCAGCUCCCAAUGUUGUCAUUUUUAAAUGUUAUAUAUACAUCUCGGGGGUUAACAAGACCCCUUCCUCCAAACCCAACCUUUCAUUUCCUACUUCAUUCCAGCAGGAGGCACUUAGGGGAGACUCGGAUGGGGACAUGGAGAACAACCCAAGCUCCUUAAACUUAUUAUUAUUGUUAAUAUUAUUAUUAUUAUUAUUAAUAAAGCGAGGCAGGAAAAUGCUUCUCCUUUUAAAAUCCCCUCCACUCCCUACACACACACACACACACACACACACACACACACACACACUCACACACACAGACACACAGACACACACACCCCUCUUGACCUCUUGAAACCUUUCCCCAAGAAUGUUUCUUUAUAGAUGGACUUCAUUGAAAUGUUUGUUUUUCUUAAAUCAAGUGUAAUAUAAUUUGGGGGGGGGGUUUGUUUUUUACUAUUCCCACUCAGCACUCAGAGACACAAAAAUACUGUAAGUCUCAAUUAACAGCAGAAUCUCAGAGGAAAGCUGUUUGCAAUCCUAAUCCAGCCUUGGAGGAAUAGAGAUGGUCAGUUAACAAUCAAAAAGAGGAAAUUAACCUCUUGUUUUUUACCACCUGGU
Messenger RNA from Lynx canadensis (Canada lynx), 7352 nucleotides. It is a transcript of the gene KAT6A, whose product is annotated as lysine acetyltransferase 6A. Gene Ontology annotation, cellular component: nucleosome; MOZ/MORF histone acetyltransferase complex. Gene Ontology annotation, molecular function: DNA binding; histone acetyltransferase activity. Gene Ontology annotation, biological process: nucleosome assembly; regulation of DNA-templated transcription. NCBI's taxonomy places the organism in Eukaryota, Metazoa, Chordata, Mammalia, Carnivora, Felidae. The record is from RefSeq and is a predicted model, not a curated record.